Molecule: messenger RNA, 2979 nt
Organism: Salvia splendens (bonfire salvia)
Lineage: Eukaryota; Viridiplantae; Streptophyta; Magnoliopsida; Lamiales; Lamiaceae
Product: protein NPGR2
Exons: 5
Coding region: 585-2771 (728 amino acids)
Molecular function (GO): protein binding
Source: RefSeq, a predicted model, not a curated record
CUGCUUUCAUUUAAAUAUUGUUUAUGUGUUUGUCUGCAUUUUCACAAAGGGUUUAAACUGCUUCUUGCGUUCACACUCAAGGAUAUGAUAUGAUGGGGCUUGCCUAUUUCUUCACCCCUUUUUACCUGUCAAAAGUUGCAUUUUUUGACCUUUUUUUUGUGGGUUUUUGUCUGGUGCUAAAUCUACCUGGAUGUUUGGUGAAUUUUGCCCGUGAAAAAUCCUUUCACCUCCCCUUUCUUCUUGGAUGCUUUUGUUGUCUAUUUUGGAGUGAAUUUGUGGCUUUAUUAGCUGGAUUUUAGAAAAUUAUGUUUCAGUAGUCAACCAUCAAAAAGGGUUGCUUGAUUAUGCAAAUAUGUUUAGUGAUGCAUUUCUUGUUUUGGGCAUUCUUGGUUAGAGUGUUUGGUAAAGUUUAUGUCUGUGAGAGAGUAAGAGUUUUGUUUGUUUGAAAAGAUAAAUUUUUUAUUGGCUGUUUUCAUGAGAAAUUUGAAUGAAGGCUUAGCAAUGGCAUGUUUGAAGUGACUCAUUUAUUGUUGGUGUUAUUAACAUCUUUUUGAUUAGGAAUGAUUUAAGUUUGCUGAGAAGGGAUGAGCAUUAAGUAUUGGCUUUACAAGCAAAAGAAUCAGCUGCGUUCGAAAUUGGGGAAGAUGAUGAAAUGCAUUUGCUCCAGCGAGCAACUACAAGCAGACGAAGGGAUCCCUGCUUCAUCGGAGUCACUGGCAACUCGGGACUAUUCAGCCAGUGGAUUCUCUUCGCGAGCUGGGGAUGGUGACACGAGAGCUGACACCAGUAACAUAGAAGAGGCGGAGUCAUCACUCCGUGAGAGUGGCUUCUUGAACUAUGAGGAAGCGAGAGCUUUGUUGGGACGGCUUGAGUAUCAAAAGGGAAAUGUUGAAGCUGCACUUACUGUUUUUGAAGGGAUAGAUGUUGCUGCUGUAAUUCCUAGAAUAAAGGCCACUAUAGUUAGAAGAUGUGAGCUUCCGAGACGCCAUUCUCAAAGCAAUGGUACUCCACCGAUGUCUAUGCACGCUGUAAGUUUGCUUGUCGAAGCAAUUUUCCUCAAAGCCAAAUCUCUCCAGGUUCUUGGAAGGUACAAAGAAGCCGCUCAAACGUGCAGUGCAAUAUUAGACACUUUCGAAUCUGCAAUACCGGAAGGCUUGCCAGAAAAGUUUGCUUCCGACUGCAAAUUGCUGGAAACGUUAAACAAGGCUGUGGAGUUGCUUCCUGAGCUGUGGAAGCUCGCGUUCGGCCCCCAAGAAGCAAUAUUAUCCUACAGAAGAGCCCUACUUUAUCAGUGGGAUCUCGAUGUGGAAACCAGAACAAGGAUAGAAAAGGAUUUUGCCGUGUUUCUUCUUUACAGUGGUCACGGUGCAAGUGCUCCGAAUCUUCGUUCACAGAUGGAUGACUCUUACAUACCGAGAAACAAUGUUGAAGAAGCUGUUCUCUUGCUACUACUGAUCCUCAAAAAGAUUUUUCUGAAGAGGGUCGGAUGGGACCCUUCGAUCAUAUAUCACCUUGGUUUCGCCUUGUCAAUAGCAGGCGAAUGCAGGUCGCUCGCCUGCCAAAUCGAAGAUUUGCAUCCAGGGUUCAUCGAAAGAAGAGAAAAGUACACUUCUCUAGCCCUCUGCUACCAUGCAGAAGGCGAUGACUCAAUCGCUCUAAAUUUGUUGCGAAACCUUUUGAAUAACAGAGAGAAUCGCAGUAGUUGUGAAUUCGAAUUGCUGUUGGCUUCAAAGAUUUGUACAGCGAACUCGAGCUUCCUUGAAGAAGGGACGCAGUACAUCCAUAAACUGCUCGUUGCAUCUGAAAAAUGCCACGAGAGAGCUAGUGUUGCUAAUCACUUGUUAGGCCUCUCUCUUUCCGCCCAAUCUAGAGGCGUGGGGUCGGAUGCCCAGAGGAUCUCGCUGCAAUCAGAGGCGCUGGAGGCGCUUGGAACGGCUCAAAAGAUGACUAGAGGGACGAACCCCAACAUCCUUCUUUCUCUUAGUCUCGAAAAUGCUGAGCAGAGAAAGCUGGAUGCUGCUCUUUAUUACACGAAGCAGUUGCUGGCACUCGAAGGUGGCUCGAAUAUCAAGUGCUGGAUUCUCCUUGUUCGGAUUUUGUCUGCUCAGAAACGAUACGUAGAUGCAGAGAUCAUGCUCGAUGCUGCUCUGGACGAAGCAGGAAAGUGGGAUCACGCAGGACUGCUACGAACCAAGGCUAAACUCCAAAUAGUGCAAGGCCAUUUGACUGAUGCGGUUGAAACGUAUACGAAACUCCUUGCUGUUCUUCAAGUGCAGAGAAAGAGCUUCCAUGUCCACAAACUGCUCUUACAAGACAGGCAGAGGAUCGCGAGCUUAGAACUGGAGACGUGGCACGACCUUGCAAACGUCUACGCCAGUUUAUCUCAGUGGCGAGACGCUGAGAUAUGUCUCUCGAAAUCUGAAGCCAUCAAUCCUCACUCGGCCUCAAGAUUGCAUUCUGCAGGUUUACUCUACGAGGCGAAAGGCAUGCAGAAGGAGGCUCUGAAGUCGUUCGAGAAGGCACUAGACAUCGACCCUAAUCACAUCCCGAGCUUGAUAUCCACCGCGGUUAUCGUGAGACAGCUCAGCGAGCAGUCCGUGGCGGUGGCGAAAAGCUUCCUGACUGAUGCUUUGCGGCUCGACAGAAGCAACCAUACGGCCUGGUACAAUCUCGGCCUCAUCUACAAGAGCGAAAGCAGCGCCACGGCUCUGGAGUGCUUCGAGGCUGCAGCCAUGCUCCAGGAAUCCGAACCGAUCGAACCUUUCAGAUGAUGAUAGGAGGGUAAAAAUUAGACAGAUGUGUAUGUUGAUAUAUAGAUAGAUGAGGUAAACUUGUCACGUGCUACAUACCUCGUACACUUGUGAGUGACAUUUUGAUUGCAAAAAUAGCUUUAGUCAGUAUGAUGUUAGAUUGUGUUGUAGCUUGAUAAAAAUUCAUCCAAAGUUAUCAUUAAUUAGCUUUCAUCAACUUUAACUCCAA